Lentinula edodes (shiitake mushroom) is the source of this 906-nucleotide messenger RNA. RefSeq names its product 60S ribosomal protein L5. Lineage: Eukaryota; Fungi; Basidiomycota; Agaricomycetes; Agaricales; Omphalotaceae. Gene Ontology annotation, biological process: translation; ribosomal large subunit assembly. The record is from RefSeq and is a predicted model, not a curated record. Bases 1 to 906 code for a protein of 301 amino acids. Gene Ontology annotation, cellular component: ribosome; cytosolic large ribosomal subunit. Gene Ontology annotation, molecular function: 5S rRNA binding; structural constituent of ribosome. The transcript has 5 exons.
AUGCCGUUCGUCAAAAAGAUCAAGUCCGGUGCCUACUUCUCUCGUUUCCAGGUCAAGUACCGUAGAAGGAGAGAGGGAAAGACUGACUACUAUGCUCGCAAGAGGUUGACCACCCAGGCCAAGAAUAAGUAUAACGCCCCCAAAUAUCGCCUCGUUGUACGAUUCACCAACAAGGACAUCAUCGUCCAGAUCGCGUAUGCUCGUCUUCAGGGUGACUUUAUACUCGCCGCUGCACAUUCAAAAGAGCUUCCACGAUACGGCAUAAACCAUGGGCUCACCAACUGGGCUGCUGCUUACGCUACUGGUCUCUUAUGUGCACGUCGCGCAUUGACCAAGCUUGGGCUAGCUGACAAGUAUGAGGGUGUUGCCGAACCAGAGGGCGAAUUCACGUUGACCGAAGCCCUCGAUGAAGAGGAUGCCCCACGACCAUUCAAAUGCUUCCUUGACGUCGGUCUCAAGCGCACUUCGACUGGUUCGCGUGUGUUUGGAGCAAUGAAGGGUGCAUCGGAUGGUGGUAUCUUCAUUCCCCAUUCAGAAAAACGUUUCCCCGGCUACGACCCAGAGUCCAAGGAACUUGAUGCCGAAGUUUUGAAGAAGUACAUCUUCGGUGGUCACGUCGCAGAGUACAUGGAAUCAUUGGAGGAGGAAGAUGACGAGCGUUUCAAGAAGCAGUUUGCAACUUACCUUGCAGAUGGCAUCGGCUCUGAGGAUAUGGAGGAGAUUUACACAAACGCUCACGCUGCAAUCCGUGAAGAUCCGGUCUUCAAGCCCACAGAAAAGACCAAGGACUGGAAGGCGGAGAGCUCGAAGUAUGCUACACCGAGACUUACCCAUGCCCAACGCAAGGAGAAAAUCAAUGCCAGAAUCGAGCAGUUCCGUGCAGGUGCUGGCGACGACGACGAGUAA